Molecule: messenger RNA, 5639 nt
Organism: Gasterosteus aculeatus aculeatus (three-spined stickleback)
Lineage: Eukaryota; Metazoa; Chordata; Actinopteri; Perciformes; Gasterosteidae
Product: contactin-associated protein-like 4
Source: RefSeq, a predicted model, not a curated record
ACAGUGGAUAUUGUCGGGCGAUGUGAGAGCACCCCCCCCCCCCCCCCUCCCCCCAUCCCCCUCCCCACCGCCGGGUACCGACCGGCCCCUCAACCGCGUGGCAGGAGCGGGUGGCCACUGCAGCGCGGCGCAGCUGAAGGAGCGCACACGCGGGAGAGACGUGCAGGCGGAGGAGGCGCACGGAGCCAACGUCCCCUGCGCCGACCGGUGGGCUGAUAAUCUGCAGCAUCCCGUCGUUUCCAACAUGCCCGCGGGGACUGAAAGGCUCGCUGGGAUUAGUGCGCUGCUCGCAUCGCUGCUGCUGCUGCUGCUGCUGGGCUCCUGUGGGACAGGUGGAGAAGGUGGAGGAGGUGGAGAAGAGGCGUGUGACAGCCCGCUGGUGGGCAGUCUGCCCCCGCCAUCGUUCAGAAGCUCCUCCCAGCUGACCAGCAGCCAUGGGCCCGUCUUUGCUAAGGUCAACAGGAGGGAAGGAGCUGGAGGUUGGUCCCCACUCGUCUCAGACAGAUACCAGUGGUUUGAGGUCGAUCUGGGGAGGCGGACCUGUAUCACUGCUGUUGCUACCCAGGGACGCUACGGCAGCUCUGAUUGGCUAACGGCUUACCUGUUGAUGUUCAGCGACACGGGUCACAACUGGAGACAACACCGGCAAGAAGACAGUUUCGGGGCUUUCCCAGGAAACAGUAAUGCAGAUUCUGUGGUCAAGUACAAGCUUAAGCAGCCGGUAAUUGCUCGCUACCUCCGGCUUAUUCCUCUGGACUGGAACCCCUCUGGGAGGAUUGGACUGAGACUGGAGAUAUAUGGAUGUCGUUAUACUUCUGAUGUGGCCAACUUUGAUGGCAGCAGCAGCCUGGUCUACAGGCGGAGUGCGCGCCCGAGCUGGAAGGCGAUGGAGGUCGUCUCUCUGAAGUUUAAGACCCACAAGAAUUCAGGGACGCUGCUCCAUGCAGAGGGCAAAAGAGAUGACAGCCUGACGCUGGUGUUGGAGAAGGGACGGCUGCUGCUCUACCACCAACAAGGUGUGAGUUCGUCCUCCAGCGGGCAGCUUCUUCUUGCUGUGGGAAGCUUGCUGGACGACCAGCACUGGCACCAUGUAAAGCUGCAGAGGCUCAGCACUCACCUCAACCUCACGGUGGAUAAAAACACUCGUCAGGUUCACACACCAGCGGAGCUCAUUCACUGGGACAUUAACCAGCUGAGUCUCGGAGCUGUCCAGAGCCACGGACUGCAGAAACCCAUCUUGUCAAACAAGAAUUUCCAUGGCUGCAUGGAGAACCUGCUCUACAAUGACCUCAACCUGAUACACCUGGCUAAACGGAACAACCACCAGGCCUCUGUGGUGGGCAAUGUGACCUUUUCUUGUGCUGAACAAGUUUCAGUUGCUGUGACGUUCACUCACUCCCAGAGCUUCCUGCAGUUGCCAGGACUGACAUCUUGGUCAUCAGGUGUUGUCUCUAUGGCGCUGCAGUUUCGCACGUGGAACAAGGCUGGGCUUCUCUUGACCUUUAACCUCUUGCAGAAGGGGGGCACAGUCUGGCUGUACCUGAGUGAGGGCAGACUCCGCCUACAGAUUAAUAAGGCUGGCAGGGCCGAGCUUGAGUUGAGCGCCGGUUGGUCCAAGCAGGACUUUGCCGAGUUACACCUACAGAGAGGUUCAGGUCUGAAUGACGGUCAGUGGCAUUAUGUGGAGCUGAACUCCAGACAUGAUCAUCUGAGCAUCACAGUGGACACAGACGAAGGAGCCACAGCUCACACCAGCAUCCCCCUCCUCCUCACCACAGACAGCCAACUCUUCUUUGGUGGAUGUCCUGCUCAGGAGGGCAGUCCGCAGUGCAAGAACCCCUUCAAAGUGUUUCAAGGCUGCAUGCGCCUCUUAACUGUGGAUAACCAACCCGUGGACCUGAUCAAAGUGCAGCAAAGGCUGCUGGGAAAAUACAGCCACUUGCAGAUUGAUAUGUGUGGCAUCACCGACAGGUGCUCCCCCAGUCGCUGUGAACAUGGCGGCCGAUGCACUCAGUCGUGGAGCACCUUCCACUGUAAUUGCUCCAACGGGGGCUACAGAGGAGCCACCUGCCACAGCUGUAAGCACCCAGCAACACGGCAUGCGCAGGUCUAUCAAAUGCUUGGUGCCCAAAAUAUAGCAAUGACAACAGAAGCAAAAUAUGAAAAGUCGUGUGAGGUGUACAAACACAAAGGCAACACAUCAGGAUAUUAUCACAUCGACGUGGACGGCAGCGGACCGAUCAAACCCCAGCUUAUCUACUGUAACAUGACAGAGGACGUGUCAUGGAUGGUGAUCCGGCACAAUAACACAGAACUGACAAGAGUCCAUUCGUCCCCUGACAGACACGGACAUUUAGCCCACUUUGACUACGCUUCUGAGGAGGAGCAGUUAGCAGCAGUCAUCAGCCAAUCGGAGCGCUGUGAGCAGGAACUGUCCUACCUGUGCAGGAAGUCCCGAAUCCUCAACACACCAGAGGGUGCUCCGUUGGCCUGGUGGGUGGGAGGUGCGGGUCCAGGUGAGAUCCAGACGCACUGGGGCGGCGCUCUGCCGGGCAGCCGGCAGUGCGCCUGUGGUCUGCAGGACAACUGUCUGGAUUCAAAUCACUACUGCAACUGUGAUGCUGACCUUGAGCAAUGGGCUAAUGACUCAGGUCUGCUCACCCAUAAGGGAAGCCUCCCAGUCAGGUCUUUGGUGCUGGGGGACAUCCAGCGGGAAGGGUCCGAGGCUGCCUACAGGGUGGGACCCCUGCGUUGUCAUGGAGACAGGAACUUCUGGAACGCUGCGUUUUUUGACAAGGAGACGUCUUACCUUCACUUUCCCACCUUCCACGGCGAGCUGAGCGCCGACAUCGCUUUCUUAUUCAAGACAAAGUCCUCCUCUGGGGUCUUCUUGGAAAACCUUGGCAUCAAGGACUUCAUCCGGAUCGAACUCAGAUCUGCCUCGGAGGUCGUCUUCUCUUUCGACGUGGGAAACGGGCCGCUGGAGGUCCGGGUGGAGACGAGCGUCCGGCUGAACGACAACCGGUGGCACAGCAUACGGGCCGAGCGCAACGUGAAGGAAGCGUCCCUGCGCGUGGACGGAUUCCCUGCCGCCGUGCACGAGGCCCCUGCUGACGGACACACUCAGCUGCAGCUCAACAGCCAGUUGUUCAUAGGAGGCACCGCCUCCAGACAGAAGGGCUUUCUGGGCUGCAUCCGCUCUCUGCAGCUGAACGGCGUGACUUUGGACCUGGAGGAGAGGGCAAAGGUCACCCCAGGAGUCCGACCCGGGUGCCCGGGCCACUGCAGCAGCUACGGCUCUCUCUGCCAGAACCAGGGUCGCUGUGUGGAAAGAGUCAUUGGCUUCUCCUGCGACUGUGACCAGUCAGCCUACACUGGAGCCUUCUGUCAUGAAGAGGUUUCAGCCAGCUUUAAGUCAUCAACGUCUGUUGCCUACAAAUUCAAGGAGUCCUAUGAAGCAAAGAGGAACAUCAGCACCUCGCCUUUCUCCAUUUACUCUGAUCUGACGCUGAGAGGAGAAAACAUUUCUCUGAGCUUCAGGACCAGUCAGUGUCCUGCUCUGCUGCUCUACGUCAACUCUUUCCAUAGGGAGUACCUGGCACUACUCAUCAACAAACACAAUGAGCUGGAAUUGAGGUACAAGUUGCACGGCAGCAGAGAUGUGGAAGUGAUGGGGAGCGGAGUCACAAACUUGGCCGAUGGACUUCUGCACACAGUGACCAUCAGGAGACUGGCUGACGCCGUCACUGUGCAGAUUGACCAGAAUGCCAAGGAGCACUUCAGCUUGACAUCUGAUAUGGAAUUCAACGGCAUCAAAUCACUCAUUCUGGGCAGAGUACAGGAGUUUGAGGAGGUGGAUGCAGAGCUCUCCAGCUUGGCUUCUCUCGGGUUCACUGGCUGUCUGUCAGGUGUUUGCUUUAACUCCAUCAGUCCCCUGAAAGCUGCCCUGCUGCACCCGGACAGCCCUGUUAUUGUUAGCGGCCCAUUGGUCCAGUCGAGCUGCGGCGGCUCCUCCACUUCGGCCAAUCCGUACACGACAGAAACCACGCACUCCUUAUCAGACCAACCUGGUUCUGUGGAUCCGGGUCAACCUUUGGUGAACUCCAUCAGGAGUGACUCAGUGCUUGUCGGAGGUGUGAUUGCAGUGGUGACUUUUGUCACUGUGUCUGCCAUGGCGAUAAUGGGCAGAUUCAUCUGUAGCAGGAAAGAGACUUAUAGAAAACAGGAGGUAAAAACAGCAGCACAGCCAGAAGAUUGCCACGAGCUCCCAUUCAGCGGCCGGGCCGAAUCUCUGGGCGCUCCCAGUGAGAACCAAAAGGAAUAUUUCAUUUGACAGGAUCCCGGAGUGAGCACUGACCCGACAGGACAGAACCGCAGGAAUUACCCAGAGCUCCGAGCCGCUGAGCCACUGGCACCGGAUUAAUGUGAAAAAACAGAACAAUUUUGGAGUUGUUUUAGUUCCUUUCUGCUGUCAUUCUAAAGAUGUGCUGUAAAUAUUGCUGAGUGGUUAUUUGUGUGCUUAUAAUAAUCAUCAUCCAACAAUUUGAAAAUAAUUCAAUGGAAACACACAGAAUUUAUCUGUUUAACUCUUUUCCAGUUGAACAAAACUUUGAACUUGUUCAUUUAUAACACACUUUUUCUACAAGGACGAUACACCUUCUGCAAUGUGUGAUGUCGGAGCCAUGCAGUAUCUGUCAUAUAAUGAGAAGAAUAUAAACACAAUUUCAGAAUCAGCUGAAAUCUGUUGCAAGUAAACAGGAUUUCAACACAUGCUGUAUUUAUGAAUACAUUAAAGUCACUUGUUUGGUCUUUCACACUUUUGCUCUUUGAGUUAGUCAGGAAGCUUUUAUGUUACUUGCUUGACUUUUUCUUUAUAUCAUGAGAAAAAUAAAAACUUUAUAAAGAGACGAGUAUAUUUUUGGGGAUACUUUUACUUCUUGCCUGCACAGUACAUUUAGCAGCCGACACCUGAAAUCUCAAAGUAACUUUCAACAGUGAAGCUGCAGCACAGACCAUAAAACCCCGACUGUCUGUCACCUCUCCUGCCCGGCCAACAAUCCACGUGUGCCUGACAAGUAUACUACGAUAUAAUAAGAAUGGAAAUCGAGAGGUUAUUAAAGGACAGACGGAAUUGAAGAGAAGCUUCCUUCCUGCUUUCACUAUGAUUUCAUACCCAUUGAUGUUGCUUUCUUACUGCUGGGGUAUCUGUUCUUUAAUGAACACAUCUACUGUAAAAGCAAGAUUAUGAUAUAUUGAAUGCCAGACUGUGGUGUGGAACGAUAAUGCCCCCAGUUGAAUGGCAGAACUCUAGCUGAGAACAAAAUAAAAGUAAACUGUGUGAACACUAAUUCAAGUCAUUGCGUUGUCACGACAGCAACAACAAACUGUGGUAGAAACACUGUGUUUUGACUCAAAUGAGGUCUUUUGUUUUCUUCUUAAUGAAAGCUGAAACACGGCAUCACUCUCAAGACUAAAUUUAACUAACGAACUAAUGAUUUACGUCAUGGAUUGUUUUACUUCGUAAACUUUCAAGGCGAAGUUUCUACAUAGAACAUGACAUUGUUAAUGUGUAUUUGUAUGCUUCUUUCUGUGGAUGGAGAUAAGAGCAGCUGACUAAAUUAAUAAAACAUCAAGGACAU